Messenger RNA from Carlito syrichta (Philippine tarsier), 2874 nucleotides. RefSeq names its product solute carrier family 26 member 8 (gene SLC26A8). Lineage: Eukaryota; Metazoa; Chordata; Mammalia; Primates; Tarsiidae. Gene Ontology annotation, cellular component: membrane. The coding region runs from base 1 to 2874 and encodes 957 amino acids. The transcript is spliced from 19 exons. The record is from RefSeq and is a predicted model, not a curated record. Gene Ontology annotation, biological process: transmembrane transport. Gene Ontology annotation, molecular function: oxalate transmembrane transporter activity; sulfate transmembrane transporter activity; chloride transmembrane transporter activity.
AUGCAGCUAGAGAGAAACAGCACCAUCUCUGGUUUAAACUCUAAGUACAGGCCAAAUUAUUUCACCUACGAUGUUCAGCGAGACGUGUACAAUGAGGAGAACUUUCAACAGGAACACAGAAGGAAGUUACCUUUUUCUGGGAACGGAAACACCGAAGUCACCCACUCCAGACACCAUAUCCAGUGCCGCUGCUCAUGGUACAAGUUCCUAAGAUGCAUGUUUACAAUCUUUCCCUUCCUAGAAUGGAUGUGUAUGUAUCGAUUCAGGGAUUGGCUUCUAGGAGACUUACUUGCUGGUAUAAAUGUUGGCCUUGUGCAACUUUCCCAAGGCUUGAUGCUUAGUUUGCUAGCAAGGCAACUAAUUCCUCCUCUCAACAUUGCGUAUGCAGCUUUCUGUUCUUCAAUAAUUUAUGCAAUUUUUGGAUCAUGUCAUCAAAUGUCCAUUGGUCCCUACUUCCUUGUGAGUGCGCUGCUGAUCAAUGUUCUGCAAGUGAAACCAUUCAAUGGCGGUCAUCUGGUCAUGGGAGCAUUCGUCAAGUAUAACGCUUCUGACCCCUCCUACUAUAGUAAAUAUAGUAACUCCCUGGGCGUAGUGGCAGCCACCACUUUUCUGACUGGGAUUAUUCAGCUAUCAAUGAGUAUAUUGGGUUUUGGCUUCUUUGCCACUUACCUUACGGAUGCUACGGUCAGUGCGUACCUGGCUGCUGUGGCACUGCACAUCAUGCUGUCCCAGGUGACCUGCAUCUUCGGGAUUAUGAUCAGUUUCCACGCUGGUCCCAUCGCCUUCUUCUUUGACAUAAUUAAUUACUGCAUAGCUCUUCCAAAAGCUAAUUCCACCAGCAUUCUACUAUUUCUAACCACUGCUGUUGCUAUGAGAACCAACAAAUGUGUCCGAAUUUUCUUCAGACAGUAUCCCAUCGAGUUUCCCAUAGAAUUAUUUCUGAUCCUUGGCUUUUCUGCAGUUGAAAACAAGAUGAACAUGACCACAGAAAACAGCGAGAUGCUUGUUGACAUGAUUCCUUAUAGCUUCCUGUUUCCUGAAAUCCCAGAUUUCAGCAUUCUUCGAAGCAUCAUUUUACAAGCCAUAUCCUUAUCUUUUGUGAGCGCCUUUCUGCUUAUGUUUCUGAGCAGGAAGACUGCCAGUUUUCAUAACUACAGAAUUAAUUCCAACCAGGAUUUAGUAGCCAUUGGCAUUUGCAAUGUUGUCAGCUCAUUUUUUAGAUCUUGUGUGUUUACCGGUGAUGCUGCCAGGACUAUUAUACAGGAUAAAUCUGGAGGAAGACAACAGUUUGCAUCUUUGGUAGGUGCAAGUGUGAUGCUCUUCCUGAUGGUGAAGGUGGGACACUUUUUCUACAAACUGCCAAAUGCUGUGCUGGCUGCUAUUAUUCUGAUCAACGUCCUUCCCUACCUUAAAACCGUUUCCAACCUACCCAUUAUGUGGAGGCAGGACAAGUAUGACUGUGUUAUUUGGAUGGUGACAUUCUUCUCAGCGAUUUUCCUGGGACUGGACCUUGGACUACUUGUUUCAUUAAUUUUUUCUUUCUUCAUCAUCACCGUUCGUUCACAUAGAAUUGAGUUUAUUCUCCUGGGUCAAAUCCCUAACACCAACAUUUAUAGAAGCAUCAAUGACUGUCAAGAGGUUAUGAGCAUUCCUGGAGUGAAAAUCUUCCAGUGCUGCAACGCUAUUACAUUUAUAAAUGUUUACCGCCUAAAACACAAGCUGUUAAAAGAGGUUAAUAUGAUAAGAGUUAGAGAAGAAGUAAUUUCCAAACCAUUUAAUCAAGGUGAUAUCAGCCCACAGGAAGAAAAGAUUUGUGGUUGUUACUGCGACUGUGAUGACCUGGAGCCACUGCCCAGGAUUGUUUUCACAGAACGAUUUGAAAAUAAACUGAAUCCCAGCGCAUCUUCCAUUGACCUGAUCCACUGCUCAGGUUACAAGAGUGUGAACUCGUCCCUGACGAUAUCCAGUGACCAAGCGCCACAUGCAGUGUCUUCCACAUCUCAAAAAAUGCAAAAGACCAGCAAUGAGGAGAUGGAGCAAGUUUGGGUGCCUAACAACACUUAUGAAAGUCAGGGGAGGAUUCAACCACUGGUCCCUUCCUCAUCCGUGUCUCUACAGCCCAGUACCCACACCAUCAUCCUGGAUUUCUCCAUGGUACAUUACGUGGAUCCACAAGGUUUAGAAGCACUGAGACAGAUGUGCAUUGCUUUUCAAAACGCCAACAUUUUGGUGCUCAUCACAGAGUGUAACUCUUCUGUGAUCAGGACAUUUGAGAGGAAUGAUUUCUUUGGCACUGGCAUCACCAAGUCCCAUCUGUUCCUCAGCAUUCAUGACGCCGUGCUGUUUGCCUGGUCAAAAAAGUUUCGAGACUCCUCCGAGUUAAGCCUGGAUGAAUCUGAGACAGUGAUACAGGAAUCCUACUCAGAAGCAGACAAGAAUGACAACUCAAUACAAAAAAUGAGCAGUAGCUUUCUAGAAAGCCCAAAAAAGCCCAGUGUAAGCUUCAGUAAGAUCCAGGAGCCAACAGAAGAGAAGGAGUCAGAGCUAAAUUUGAACCUGGAGCAAAUGCUGGAGUCAGAACAAGAAAGUGGGCUGGAUCUGGACCUACUCCUGGACCUGGGGCUGAAGCCUGAAACAAAGCCAGAGACCAAGACAGAGACCAAGAUGGAAAUGGAGCCCGCGUCUCAACCCAGGUCAAUGGCUCUUAGUGCUUCUCCGCGGCAUUACUGGCCUGUGUAUAUGCCUUCAACUCCCACCACUCAGCCUCAGGGUCAGCCUCAGACACGAUCAGUGGAGGAGAGACGACGUCACAUGGAUUCAUACUUAUCCGAAGGCAACUACUAUGAGAAUUCCUGGGAAGCAAAGGAGAAAUAA